AUUGGAUCUGGGAGGGGUUUUAGUAUUAGUGGGUCUCAAUCCAGCAAGACAUAUUUACAUAUUUGUAUGGGUUCUUCAUGUAGUAUUAUUUUAAAGCCAAAUAUUUUAAUUUAAUUUCUUAGGCAAACAUGUAUUAAAUCUUAACCUAAAGAUUUCAAAUUUCUUGCUUUAACAAGCCGAGGAUUAUGGAGUAUAUUUUAUAUUCUGUUAAAACAAAAUUAAUUAACAAAAUCGCUUGUAACAAAAACUAAAAAGUAUAAAAAGGAAAAGGGUAGUAAUCUGAAUAAAUACGUACAUUUUCUAAAUAUUAUCCUUUUUGUAUCUCUGUGCAAUCAUUAUUAUUAUUUGCUUCACAUAGGUGAAUUUUCAAAUAUUUUAAAUUUAUUCAAAAUAUCUAGAAUUUACAUUUAUUGUAUUUCGUUGUUCUUUAAGGCGUCCUUUCCUUUUCUUUAAGCUUGUUGUUUAGCCAGCUCGGAGUCAAGGAGGGGGUGGUGUUAAACGCAAAAAAAGAAUAUGUAUUAUUUGUUUUUUCUAUACACAAAAAUAAAAAAACAUUACUUAUAACUAAUACAUUGAGUUAAAAGGAAACAAAAAACAUUAAGAAUAAACAUACAUUUUCUUUAACAAUUUUUUUAUUUGCACACAAAUCAACGUAAGGUUAACGUAAUAAACGUCUUAUAUUUACUAUAAUUCUAAAAAAAUAAUCAAAAAAGCAAUAAACUAACAUUACAAAACACUUACCUGUCCCCGAGCAUCAAAUUAAGUGCUCUCCUUUUCUGGUUUGUAAGCGAGGAUAAUUGACAGUUCUGUAAUUACCGUAAAUGUCGUUAGCUAUGCCAAAAGCCGUCCGUGUCGACCACUAGAACCAGCAAGCGUGUCCGCGAACGUCAGAGAAAAUUUGCCAAAAUAAAAAAAAAAACUUUCCUAACAUUCCCCCAAGAAUUCCCUAGUAAAAUAAAGACAAGUCAACGUGUCCGGUGUCGAGUCAAUAUUUGGUUAGUGAGCUCAUUAGCUGGCCAGGACUAAAGCGACCUUUGACACAAUGAAACGAUUGCUGUUUCUGCUACUUCACCUGAUUUCACAUCCGCUGAUUCAGUCGGAACCCGCGCUAAGCUAUGAGCACGCACGUCAGGCAGUUCUUACGGCCGAGGAGAAGCUCAUGACCGGUGGACACACACACCUGAGCACGCAGGAGGCCAAGGUGGACGACAUCUUUAUGGAAUAUAAGUUCGGAGAGCUUUCCCAAGGAUGCCGGAAUGCCGAGCAAAAUGCCGCCGCUCUGCACUUCUUCAAGGCCAAGCCGCUGAUCGAUCGGAGUGUUGUCUUUAACUUCCUGCAGAAGAUGCCCAAAGGAGCGGUGCUGCAUCUGCACAAUACCGCCUCCGUGAGCUCCAAGUGGGUGAUCCAGAAUAUAUCCUAUAUGUCCGGUAUGUUGCGAUGCACCACGGCCACGGGUCACAGUGUCCUGACCUUUCGGCGGUUGCCGAAGGAACACAAGUGUCAGUCGCAGUAUGUCCUAGUGGCCGACGAGCGGAAAAAUUCUGUCGACAGGCAGGUUUACGAUAAUAAUUUCGAGAGACUGAUCAAUUUGUAUACCCCAGUUCCGGAACUGGAAUAUCCCACCAUCACCCAUGUUUGGGAUCGCUUUCAGGACAUAUUCAGUGUUCUUGGGGAUGCUCUUAGCUACUUGCCUGCCUUUCGAGCCUAUCACUGGCAGAUGCUCGAGGAGCUCUAUAACGACAAUUUGAUGUACGUGGAGAUUCGCAGCAGCUGUAAAAAGCUUUACGAUGCCAGUGGACGAACCUUUCCCCGCAAACGAACCAUCCGGGAGCUGUAUGCCUUAAACAACAAGUUCACCCAGUUACAUCCGGAUUUCCUAGGCAUGAAAAUCAUCUUCGCCGUCCAUCGUGGCAAGGAAGUGGAUCAGCUUCGGGAGACCAUAGCGGAAUUUAAGCAACUCCACGAAAUGUACCCGAACUUUGUGGUUGGAUUCGAUUUGGUGGGUCAGGAGGACAAGGGUAAACCACUGUAUACCCUGUUGCCAGCCUUGAGGGAUUUGCCGUCCACAGCUCGCCUAUUUCUGCACGGCGGAGAGACAAAUUGGUUUGGUUCCUCCACGGACAUUAAUCUCCUGGACGCUCUACUGCUCAACACCACACGCAUUGGCCAUGGUUAUGCUCUUGCCAAACAUCCCAUUCUACUGAACGCCGUCAAGACCCGGCAUAUUGCCGUGGAGGUGAGUCCCAUCUCAAAUCAGGUGCUACAUCUGGUUUGGGACAUGCGUAACCAUCCGGGGGCCCAGUACUUGGCACUGGAUGUACCUGUGGUAAUUUGCAGCGAUGAUCCUGGGUUUUGGAAUGCCAAGGGGCUCAGCUAUGACUUUUACUAUGCCAUUAUGAGUCUGGCUCCCAAAAACGCCGGUCUGCCGAUUCUCAAGACUCUUGUUUGGAACUCGUUGAAGUACUCCACACUGACGAAGGAGGAGAAGUCGCGGGCUUUUAAAAUACUGGAGCUAAGCUGGACACGUUUUAUAGAGAAGGUUCUGCAUAAAAAGUCCUGGUGAUUUAAAAUUUAGUAAUUGUUUAUCUAGAAAAGGUUUUAUUCUUUGUCGUUGAAAGUUGUUUGUUGUCUUAAGAAUUUUUCGCAGCUCUCCAGGAUUUGUAGAUAGGCCGUAUGGAAGCCUCCCAUGCCUUGACUCUGUGAGCAACACGUGCCACGGUGACAACCCCCUGCAAGAACCGUGCAGGCGGUGGAUACUGCGGCAACUGCCUUGCCGCACUAUCUCAGUAGUAACCAUAAUCACUGAUCGAGGCCAGCACCCGGUCUCGAUCUGCAUUCGGCAUCACUCUACGGAUUCCGAGGCGAGAGAAUAUCGCGGGCAACUACCUUGCCGCGGUAUACUAAAAACCUUAUCUUAUAUAUUAUUUGUUUUUUCUAUACACAAAAAUAAAAAAAACAUUACUUAUAAGUUAUAGCUAACACAUUGAGUUAAAAGGAAACAAAAAAAUUAAACAUAAACAUAUGUACAUUUUC
Messenger RNA from Drosophila kikkawai, 3033 nucleotides. RefSeq names its product adenosine deaminase 2-like. Gene Ontology annotation, molecular function: adenosine deaminase activity. The record is from RefSeq and is a predicted model, not a curated record. Lineage: Eukaryota; Metazoa; Arthropoda; Insecta; Diptera; Drosophilidae. Gene Ontology annotation, biological process: adenosine catabolic process; inosine biosynthetic process.